AUGCGUACCACUACCCUUGCGGCCGCAGCCAUCGCCGUCACUGGCGCAAUGGCGAAACCUCGUUACCUCAUGUAUUUCGACCAAUGGGACACGCAAAACCUGCCCGAUCGCUCUGUGACGGCGGGAGUCACACACGUCACUACAGCUUUUGCUGCGACGACGCUCUUUACUUCGGGCGAGCAGUACGAGCCUUUCAUGCCAUUGGACCAGAUCCGUGCUCUUUUCGACGAUGGCACCAAGAUUUGCAUGGCUAUUGGCGGAUGGGGAGACACGGCUGGCUUCAGUGCUGGUGCUCAAAACAAAACGACGCGCCGGGCGUAUGCUAAGAAUGUUGCUGCGACGGUGAAGAGACUGGGCUACGACUGUGUUGACAUUGACUGGGAAUUCCCGGGUGGAAACGGCCAGGACUACAUCCAGACUCCCAACUCGGAAAAGGCCUGGGAGAUUGACGCCUUCCCGCUCUUCCUGCAGGAGAUUAAGAGCGCCAUUGGAGGACACAUUGAGCUGUCCGUUGCUGCUCCGGGACGGGUCGAGGACAUGAUUGCUUACACGCCCGAGAAUGUGGCCAAGAUCAACCACAUUGCCGACUUUGUCAACGUCAUGACCUACGACCUCAUGAUGCGUCGGAUGAACACAACCACUCACCACUCCGGCGUUGCCAACUCUCUCGCCUCCGUCACCACUUACAUCGAGCGCGGCCUCUCCCCCAGCAAAAUCAACCUCGGCUUCGCCUUUUACGCCAAGUAUUUCACCACUGCCCCCGGCUAUAACUGCACAACCCCCGUAGGCUGCCCAACCGCAGUGCUCGAGGAUGCUCAAGGCAACGACACGGGCCUUUCCGGCGCCAUCACAUUCGAAGUGUCGACGUAUGCGGGCGCUCUCGAGCACGCCGUGGCCAACGGCAUCGCGGACGAGCAGCUGGGCGGUCAGUGGUGGUGGGAUUCCGAAAAGGAAAUCUUCUGGACGUGGGACACGGCGGAGUUUGCUGCUCGCAAAUUCAAGGAGAUUGUGGUGCCAAAGGGCUUGGGAGGUGUCUUCGCGUGGGCGUUGGCGCAGGAUAGCUAUGAUUGGAGUCGUUUCAAGGCGAUGCAGGCUGGAGUCAAGGCUAUGCAGCACAAGUAUAUUGAGUUGGGGAUAACGAUCUGA
Messenger RNA from Trichoderma virens Gv29-8, 1146 nucleotides. RefSeq names its product glycoside hydrolase family 18 protein. The transcript is spliced from 4 exons. Gene Ontology annotation, molecular function: chitinase activity; chitin binding. Gene Ontology annotation, cellular component: extracellular region. The record is from RefSeq and is a predicted model, not a curated record. NCBI's taxonomy places the organism in Eukaryota, Fungi, Ascomycota, Sordariomycetes, Hypocreales, Hypocreaceae. The coding region runs from base 1 to 1146 and encodes 381 amino acids. Gene Ontology annotation, biological process: carbohydrate metabolic process; chitin catabolic process.